UGGCGCAGUUGCCAGGGUAACGGCCGGCCCGGCCCGGCGCAGUGCAGGGCGGCGCCUCCUUCCCCGGCAGCCAUGAACCGCCUGCUGCUGCCGCUGCUGCUGCUACGGGCCGGCCGGAGACAGGCUGCCGCCGCCGUGCGCGGUUACCGGGACCGGGCCCGCUUCAGCAGCGCCACCCGAGGCCCGGACAUGGACGAGAUCCUCCGGCGGACGGUGGAGGCCUGCGAGCCCCGCGACAAGCCGGCGCUGGCCGCCCUGUACGAGGAGCAGACGCGGGAGUUCGUGCGCUUUUACCGCGGCCUGAGCGCCGAGCAGAGGCCGGGCUUCCUGGCCCGGCUGACGGCCGAGUGCGGCGUGGAGCACGGCCGGGUGGGCGAGCUGUGCGGCCGGGUGGCCGAGGCCCGGGGCAUGGGCCCGCUGAUGCAGGCCGAGCAGCGGCUGCGGAGCUCCCUCACCCCCCGCUACAACGUCCUCAUCGGCCGCAUCUGCGGUCUGGAGGACGGCGUCAAGUUCAUCGUCGACCUGCGGGCCGACGUGUUGUGGUGCCUGGAAACCAAGGCGGCGGACUGUCCGCACAUCAGGGAAAUGGAAGGGACAUUGAAGAAACUGCUUUCAAAUUGGUUUUCUAUAGGAUUCUUGAAAUUGGAGCGCAUCACCUGGCAAUCUUCGUGUGAUCUGCUGGAGAAAAUUAGUCAAUAUGAGGCAGUGCAUCCUGUCAGAAGCUGGACUGAUAUUAAACGUCGCGUUGGACCUUAUAGAAGAUGCUAUGUUUUCACACACAGUGCUAUGCCUGGGGAACCUCUGGUAGUUCUACAUGUGGCACUAACAGAUGAUAUCUCUAAAAAUGCACAGACUAUUGUUGGACGAGAUCCUUCUCCCGAGAUUGCUGAAGAUGUUAACAAGAUCACCACAGCUAUUUUCUACUCCAUCAGCUCAACACAGCCGGGACUGCACCAGGUACACCUUGGAAAUUACCUCAUCAAGCAAGUAGUAAAAGAACUUCAGGGCGAAUUUCCUCACAUGAAACAAUUUUCCAGUCUGUCUCCUAUUCCUGGCUUCACAAAAUGGCUAGCCGGAACCAUCAGUGACCAAAUGAAGGACGGAACUACGAACCGAAUCCUUACACAAGCUGAAAGCAAAGAGAUCCAGGAAAUCGUGGGAGGACCUGUGCUAGAAACACUUAAACGGCUGCUCAUCACUAAUGAGUGGGUGAAGACUGAAAAACUUGUUCGAGUUCUUGAGCUGCCACUUAUGAGACUUUGUGCCUGGUACUUGUAUGGAGAAAAACAUCGCGGGGCUGCUCUUAAUGCAGUAGCUAACUUUCACCUUCAAAAUGGUGCUGUGAUGUGGCGAUUAAACUGGAUGGCAAACACAAGUCCUCGUGGAAUUUCAUCGUCGUCUGGAAUUAUGGUAAACUACCGCUAUUUCCUGGAAGAUACCAAUUAUAACAGUGUCCAGUACUUGAAAACAAGACAUAUUGAAGCAUCCACACAAAUUUUAAGUCUUGUAGCUCAAUUUCAGAAAACCAGUAAGCUUUAGUGCUUUACGGAGAAGAAAGGAGAUAAUUUAAUCAGUUUAAAAUUGCUUAUUAGCAUUUCAAUGAAAAAUUGCCACAAAAAAUGUAUUUGGGAAAUUCAUUGUGGUGCAGCCAAUUUUAAUACGAUACGAAACUAUAAAACUUUAUUCAUCCCAGGAGGGAAAUUGAUCAUAGUUUGUUUGUUUAUAGUAUUUCAUGUAUGUAAUGAUGAGCCUCAAUAUUAAAUAGUAUAUUUAAUAAUAUU
Molecule: messenger RNA, 1781 nt
Organism: Amblyraja radiata (thorny skate)
Lineage: Eukaryota; Metazoa; Chordata; Chondrichthyes; Rajiformes; Rajidae
Gene: mlycd
Product: malonyl-CoA decarboxylase
Exons: 5
Coding region: 73-1539 (488 amino acids)
Biological process (GO): acetyl-CoA biosynthetic process; malonyl-CoA catabolic process; fatty acid biosynthetic process
Cellular component (GO): mitochondrial matrix; peroxisomal matrix
Molecular function (GO): malonyl-CoA decarboxylase activity
Source: RefSeq, a predicted model, not a curated record